AUGUCCUCAAAUAUAUCUUCAAAUCUGUCAACGUUAUUUACCAAAGAUACUAGCACCAUAAUGUCUUCGAAUACUAAUUCACCUGCAGAUAUGAAUAGCGUAACAGCAAAUUCAAGUCCGACAGAAGGUGUAAUGGAACAAUGUUUUGUGCUUGAACGUAAGGCGAGGUCGUACUUUACUUUAGCUGAAAUUAGCCAGAGCCAACAGAUACGAGGACUUUCGAAUUCUAAAGAGAACAAAUCACGUGCACAAUGGUGUAGUUUUAUUGUUGCUGUUGGGAAUAAAUUGGGAUUUCCACAAAAUACUAUUACUACCGCCCAAAUACUGUUUAAUCGAUUUUACUUAUUUCAUCCGGAGAAAGAUUUUUCUACGGCAAAUCAAAAAUCUGAUUUAAGUAUAACGUGCUUGUUUGUUGCAACAAAGAUUGAAGAAACCUAUAAAAAGCUUCGAGAUAUUUUGGUAGAAGCUUAUAAAGUUCGACAUCCUGAACUUACUGAUGUUAAUGGCGAAAAUCAGAUGUUUGAAGAACAAAGACGUCGAGUAAUUCAAAUUGAGCGUUUAGUCGUAGAGACGAUUUGUUUUGAUUUUCACAUUUGGCCACCUCACCAAUUGCUAAUGAAAUUUGUAAAGAAAUUAAAAGGUGAUAAAUUCCUAGCGGUUAAAGCGUAUAACAUUCUUAAUGAGUGUUAUAAAACAACACUUUGUCUAAGAUUUCCGCCAAAUGCUUUAGCCGCUGCAUCAAUACUUCUUGCAUCAAAAUUGUUGCAUAAAGAAAAUUUUCCUGAAAGUAAAGGAAGCAUACCAUGGUAUACCGUGUUUUUAUGUAACAUUGAGGAUAUCGAAGAAAUAUGUAAACUUCUCUUAGAUCAUUUCAUAUUAGAAGCUUCAUUGGAUAAAGACGACCCACUAAGUUCAGAAUAUAUGCGAUUAAGAUUUUCCAUAAAAUCAGUACCAAGUUCUCAUGAUCUAAUUACGGAAAAUCCUCAACCAUUAAUGCCAACUGUUGAAGGAGAACAAAAACACUAUACU
Molecule: messenger RNA, 1029 nt
Organism: Cetraspora pellucida
Lineage: Eukaryota; Fungi; Glomeromycota; Glomeromycetes; Diversisporales; Gigasporaceae
Source: the annotation of a GenBank genome assembly